AUGAAGAUUACAUCCAACGCCACAACCUUUCCUUCGACAAAAGCCGCCUUCUACAACAAGAAGCGAUCCCCCUCCGCGGCAUCGUCUUCGUCGUCGUCCUCGACGUGCUCAUCGGCAUCGUCAUCGGGCGGCUCGAGCAAACGACGCGACUCGCCCCUGCGCGACUCGAUCAAGCGCACUAUGCCGGAGCUCAUGUCCGCGCAGAUGCAACGACAGCAGGCGAUUCCGCGGUCACUCGCAGAUCAAGAAAUGCAAAGCUUGCUCGAACUCGAGUACCGCGACGAUGUGCGAUCCUACAUGCACGAGAUGCAGGUCAGUGCGAAAAUCCUCCCGGCGCGCGCCCGACCAGGCACGGGCUGGGCUCCGCCGCCACCUCUCGGGACGCGAAAAUACUGAUAACUGCCAAUCCUCUUCACACGUAUCUUUUCCUCCCCUCUGCCUUAUUCGCAUUUCCUUUUCGUGCAAAACAGGCGAAGACAAUACCAUCGGUCGAACUGAUUGAACAGCAGCCUGAGCUCCAGUGGUACAUGCGUCCUUACCUCGUCGAUUUUCUGAUCGAGAUCCACCUUCAACACCGACUACGACCCGAGACACUCUACCUCGCGCUCAAUAUCGUCGAUCGCUACGUCUCGAAACGUAUCGUGUUCAAGAAGCACUACCAGCUCGUCGGAUGCGCCGCUUUGUGGAUCGCAGCCAAGUUCGAAGAUGCCAAGGACCGAGUGCCUACCGUGCCCGAGCUGUGCCAGAUGUGCGUCGGCGCCUACGACGAGUCGGCUUUCAUCCAAAUGGAGGGUCACGUUUUGACGACAAUAAACUGGGUCAUCGGUCACCCGACGGCCGAGGCUUGGUUGCGACUGGCGUGUGUGACGGGCCCCCUCGAGAGCCAGCGCACUCAGCACGUCGCUCGCUACCUCAUGGAGAUCACGCUCUUCCAUAAGGACUAUAUCCCCUUCAACCCCUCCGACAUCGCCCUCGGGUCCCUUUUGCUUGCACGAUACAUGCUCGGACAAAGUCGACGCGUAAGUUGUCUUUUUCUCGUGUGACGGAGCAAGCGCGGCGCGUGGUCCCCUCCCCACCCGUGGUGCAGGGGCUCCAUCACCUCGACGCGUCCCGCGCAUCCUGGCUGACCUUCGGCCCGCGUUAUUUCGCUUCCCUACGACAGGUCUUUGACGAGUCCGAACGCGUCCUCCAAAUUGCAUCGAUGCUCGAUGAGUGCUUGUCCGUGCACAUCAAUACCGUUUCCGCCAUCGUCUACAAGAAGGUGAGUUGCUGUGCCCCGGCAUCGUGCCGUAGGCGCGUUUCGCACAAAACCAGGAGCUGACGUUCCCCAUCCUCGUCGGUCGGUUGCAGUACUCGCACCAAUUCUACUCCCGUGCUUCCAUCUUUGUCAGCGAAUGGUCUCUUUCCGGUCGUCGCUUCAACUACUACGAGUGGACCCACCCCGCCGCGACGCCCUUGCGCAAGCACGUCGCCGGCUCCUCGGGCCGAAUGUCAUCCUCCCCCGCUGCACCUUCCUCCGAGAUCCUCGUAUCGUCAUCACCCGCAAGAUCAAUGUGCGACACCGUCUCAUCACGCAGUGGUGCCUCAUCCGACGAUUCUUGCUUUGAGAGCGACUGCGAGCCUCUGACACCGCUCACGCCGCUGCCACCUUACGAGCACCACUCGUCUGCGACCGAGCCCACUAUUCUCUUCGCGCAACAACAAAGCUGGGCAUCGCAGUCCAUGCACCGUCAAUCGCACGAACCCAUCGGGAAGGAGAACUUGCCGAGACCGGUUAAGUCGCAGCAACCUCGAAGUCAUGUCGCGUACCCGGCCGUCGUCCGGCCACCUUUGGCGCGCUCGUCUCGCGAGAUGAACGCCGCGCCCGUCCUGCCGCCGGCUGUUCACCGUCGUUCCCCUUGUCAACAAUCUGUCGCAUGA
This is a messenger RNA of Microbotryum saponariae, 1920 nucleotides long. The record is from the annotation of a GenBank genome assembly. Lineage: Eukaryota; Fungi; Basidiomycota; Microbotryomycetes; Microbotryales; Microbotryaceae.